UUUUGUCUACACACACAAACGAAAUACAUACACUUGUGCAUAGUAAUGCCGGUUAGACAGAACAGCGCCAAAAAACCGUAGUAGCCGCUUCGUAGUGCAUCGUGCAUCGUAGUAUGUAGUAUAAUAACAAACAAAAGCGCGUUGGUUGGUUCAUCUCUGAGCUCACGUGUCCAUUGUUGUCCCGGUCUCCAUCACAUACCAUAUCACUACCGGGCAGUAAUUCUAUAUAACAACAAUACACGGCUAUCAAAAUAAAAAAAAUAACUUUUCUUGAAAAAUAUAACAUUCUUGAAGUAAAGUAAAUUCUCACGCAUUAAGUUUUAUUAAAUUUGUCACUUGUCAAGCUAGCAAUCGUUUAUUGUUUAUUGAUAAAAAUAUCCGUAUUCGCUACCCAAAUUCACUCUUGAAAAUAAAUGGCGUCAGUGUUGAAAGUAGCCGUGGUUUGUUAUUAAAAAAAAUUAUUUUUUCCGUUUAUUAUUUUAUUUUUGUACUUUGCCAUCAUCAAUUAAUAAUUACCUUUAACACGAUAAUUUAUUAUAUUAACAAAAAAAAAUGAACCAAGACGACAUUGACAUGCCGUGCUCGUUGCCGUGCUCGUUACCAGACACCCAACCAGUUGAUUUCUUAACACAAACUCAAUCUCAGGAUGUUCUUUCGCAACCCCAGCCACUGGGAAUUUGGGGACAGUUGAACCCUGCAAGAAGAGUGUCAAAACCUGAUGUUUACAAUGCACCAUUCAUUAAUUUGACGAAGGAUGAAUACACCCUAGGUAGAAACACAGAUUGUGACAUUUGUUUCAGUGAUGAAAGAAGCGAAAUUAAAUUGGCCAAACAUUAUCAAAUAAUCAGCAAAGUGCACUGCAUUAUUACAAGAGAAGUUAUUAACAAUAAUAAUGACGUUGUUAUUUUUAUUCAAGACAAGUCUUCCAAUGGGACGUACGUUAAUAGGAAGUUAGUUGGUAAAGAAAAAAAAAUAGCUCUUGAUCAUGAAGAUGUUAUUUCAUUCGCAAGGCCUGAGAAUGCUGUUUACACAUUUAUAAGUAUAAAAGCUUAUGAAACAAGUGGUUUGCCUGAUACAUUGAGGUCUAAGUACAUUUCAUUGAAAACACUUGGUUCAGGCGCUUGUGGCGUUGUAAGAAUGGUGUAUUCCAAACAACUAAACAAAUCAUUUGCUGUCAAAGAGAUCUCUAAAAAAAAAUCUGGGAUUGUGUCCAGGUCACCGUUCGAUGAUCCUGACCGGAUUAUGAACGAGGUUAAAAUACUACAAGCAUUAAAGAACCCGUUCAUAAUAAAAAUGGCUGAUAUAAUAGACACGCCAUCAAAUUUAUUUAUUGUUCUCGAAUUGAUGGAAGGCGGCGAAUUAUUUGAUCGAAUCCGAGUUAAUUCUGGGUUAUCUGAGCAGCAAGCUAAAUUUAUUAUUUACCAAAUAACACACGCUGUAAAUUAUUUGCAUAAUCACGGUAUAACUCACCGAGACCUAAAGCCAGAGAACAUUUUAUUAGCAUCAGAUGACGAGUACCCGCUGGUUAAAGUAUCUGACUUUGGUUUAUCUAAAUUCGUUGACGCUCAGACAUUUAUGAAAACGUUCUGCGGUACUCCGAUGUAUGUAGCGCCAGAAAUAUUGAAAACAAGUGGACGUGGCGCUUACACUAAUCAAGUUGAUGUCUGGAGUCUUGGUGUAAUUCUCUAUGUGACACUCAGCGGCUACGUUCCUUUUGCCACAGACUGCAAAGAGACAUCCCUUCAAGAGCAAAUAGUCCAAGGCAAUUACAGGUUCCCUCAGAACAAGUUUGGUAAAGUCUCGUCUGCCGCCGUUAGAUUGAUUAAAAACAUGAUGACUGUUAAUCCCGUUAAGAGAUUGACAAUAAAACAAGUAAUGACUGAUCCAUGGUUGGAGGAUUGGGUUAUAAGGCAGCGCAUUAACAAGUUGAUCGCCGAUUACAACACUGAGAAUGAGAAUCAAUCUCCAAAUAUUCCUUUGGUUGGUGAACUGUCACCGCCAAGACCACCGGUUCAACAACAGCCUUUAGUACAACGGCAGAUGCUGAGACAAGACCAAUUGCAAAUACAGAGGCAGCAAUAUUUACGUCGGCAUCAUUUAAUUCAAGAAGAGCAGAGAAGGCAACAACAGCAACAGCAGAACCAGCUUAUUAUUUUGCAACAACGAGCUUCCGUAGCAGCAGUUAAUCAAGAUGAUGAUCGAGAUGAGGAAGCUGAAAUGAGUGAUUCAUUCGAAGUGUGUCACAUUGAUAAACGACCUCGAUGCGAAUAAAAUUUAAGAUUGAGUAUUUAAAAAUCUAAGGGCUCGAUUUAAGAUUUUGAUUUUAAUUUUCUCACAAGUAUUACAAGUACAAAGUAUCAGUUGGUUUGUUUAAAAUGUGCAUUAAUUUUAUACAAUUAAAAUAUUUUUUACUUCUUAAUUUAAUAUUAAAGUAAUGAUUAGCUGUUAUUUAUUGACGCCAUGUAAUUGUGCUGAAUUUAAGCGUUAACUAUUGAGAUUUAUUUAUGAGUAUUAAUUACAGAGAAAAGACUUAAUUUUUAUUGUUAACGUUUAAAGAGUAUUAAUAUUAAGAAUUAUUAUUAAAAUAUAAAAUAGUAAUGUAAAUGCAUAGUUAAUAUCAAAAGUUCCAAAGGGUCUAGUACGAUGUAUGUUUAUAUGUAUGUAUUAAGUGUUAAUUACAUGAUGUUAAUAUUUUCUUUUGAUUCAACUGACUAUUGAUAAUUGAUAAAUAUAUUAAUUCUUCAUAAUAA
Cotesia glomerata is the source of this 2750-nucleotide messenger RNA. Its product is annotated as ovarian-specific serine/threonine-protein kinase Lok-like. Gene Ontology annotation, biological process: protein phosphorylation. The record is from RefSeq and is a predicted model, not a curated record. The transcript has 6 exons. Bases 553 to 2271 code for a protein of 572 amino acids. Gene Ontology annotation, molecular function: protein binding; ATP binding; protein kinase activity. NCBI's taxonomy places the organism in Eukaryota, Metazoa, Arthropoda, Insecta, Hymenoptera, Braconidae.